Malassezia pachydermatis is the source of this 1515-nucleotide messenger RNA. Its product is annotated as protein with ankyrin repeat. Gene Ontology annotation, molecular function: metal ion binding; protein binding. The coding region runs from base 1 to 1515 and encodes 504 amino acids. Lineage: Eukaryota; Fungi; Basidiomycota; Malasseziomycetes; Malasseziales; Malasseziaceae. The record is from RefSeq and is a predicted model, not a curated record. The transcript has 3 exons.
AUGAGUCUGGAUAUUUUCCACGUGUGCGAGCAUGGCGACGUGAACGCCGUUCGCUCACUACUUGAUCUGACGCCUGAGCUUGUUCACGCUGUCGACGAGUCCAACAAGACUGCACUGUCCCGUGCCCUUCAGUUUGGCCAUGUCGACGUCGUUCGCGAGCUGCUGGAGCGAGGCGCCGACCCACGUGUAGCCCAGGCUACAGCCACCCCUACGGAGCAAAACCAGGAAGCCUUUGCCAUGGUCCGUGAUGCUGCUCUGCGUGCCGAUACACGCAUGGCCAACCAGCACUCAGGCGUCGCACCGACAGCCGACGUGCCCACGUCAGACGACAAGAAGGAAGAGAACGAGGGUGGCGUAGCGGCCAGUCUGCCACCGCCCGAAGUGGCUCGUAUGAUUCCGUGCAAGUUCUUCCCGAAUUGCCGUUACGGUGACCGCUGCCUGUUCCACCACCCAUCCGGCCCGAUUGCGAAUCACCCAGACGGCGUGCCGCCACAUGGCAUGCAGCCCAUGUUCUUCCCUGGUCCGAAUGGCAUGCCUUUCCAGCCAGGACCGCCUCCGUACGGUGUGCCGCCGCCUUUUAUGGAGAUGAAUCACCCCAUGUUCCCUGUGCCGUAUGGCCCCAAUGGUGUGCCAUUUUACCCUCCGCCUGUGAGCGCCCAGCAAGACCAGAAGAAGUCAGACGACACGACGUCAGGCGACAAGAACGACACGAAGCAGGGUGAGACGUCAGAGUCUACCAACACUGAGAACUCCAACCAUGCCAGCAACAACCGCAACGCCCGUACUACUACGAACAACAAAAAGGUCAACAACAAGCCUACUCGCUCGGAUGGCAACACACAACGUGGUCGUGUGAACCAGGGAAGCCGCCCAUCCUGCGCCUUCUUCGCCCGCUCUGCCUGCCGCUAUGCCAACGACUGUCGCUUCCCGCAUGUGCUGCCCGACGGUACAGACGCACGUCAGCUGCCCACCGAUCAGGAGAGCAAGUCGUCGAAAUCCUCGCCACGUCGUAGCAACACACACGGCGCCCAAUCGCACAAUGUAUCGGACGGGGAAGGUGCCUCCAGUGGCACAUCUACGCCGCAGGGCAGCGGAAAGAAGUCGACCAACGCUCGCCGUAAUGUGAAUGGCAACAACCCACGCGGCAAGGGUGUGCGUCGUAAUGCAGCGCCUGUGCAUACCAACCGCAAGACAGUGCAGCGCGUUCCCAAUAGCGAUGAGUUCCCUGCUCUGCCUGGUGGCACGAGCACCGAAGCUGCUCCUGCGCCUGCGGAGAACAAGGCCACCAAGGCCAACUUCUCUGCUAUUUUGAGUGCGCCUGCGCCGUCCAAGCCGGUGAAAACGCCCGUGGAGACACCGACCAAGUCUGCUGAGGAGAAACCGAGCCAAGAAGAGAGCAACCCAGCAGACGCGUCGCCGUCUACACCUGCAGCUGCAGCCUCAAGCACGAGCCCGUCGCAAACGCGUGACUUUGCUGCCGUGGCCUCGGCGCAGCAAAGCACCAUUGCAGUAUAA